UAUUGACAACAGGAUCUGCUCCUGCUUAUCUUUUCUGUUUGCAACCAGUUAUUCACUUUGCUUAGACUCUUCUGUUACACAGCCUCGAGGUCUCCCCUCCCACCACCCUCCCUCCCUACAGUUUCCUCAGCUGCACAAAGCAAGCGUUCUGGUCUCAGUGCAGCGGACAAAGGUCUGACAGGAAGUCUGCUGCUGAAGAAUAUUGCAUCCCCGCAGCGCACUCCCCACAUUAAACUCCAGGCUAAUGAAAACAAUCUGUUGAGGAAGAGAGAGCGCGAGUAAGAGAGAGAAAGAGAGAACGAGAGCAGAGAGGAGAGAGAUCACAAGCCUUAUUCCCAACUGAUGGCAGGAGGAAAUUAAACACAAGAGGAAGCUAUUGCAAGACCAAAGACCGAGAAGUACGGUGACUUCUGCCAACUUUGUCCUUUACCUCCAAGAGCUCCUUCGUAGAAGCCGCUUGCUGAGAGGACGCUUAUUUCAUCCAAACCAGUAGCUCAACACGUGACACCUCUACUCCGUCUCAUUCUACGUCCAUCACAGAAUAUCCGCCAUUAUCCGACCUUGGACCCGCCUGUGGAAGUCAACAAUGGCCAUUUGGUUGAUCUUAUUACAGCUUGUUCUUGCGAUCAUGGGCCGGUGUACGCCAAUGCCCCUCUUCAAUGCUACCGGCAGUACAUUGACGUCUUCUGAAGAAGCAUCUGGUACUUCUGAAUCUGAAGUCACGAGUGCGAAUGUGUCAUCUUUUAACAGUGAAGUCUCAACGAAAGUUGGCAUGACCAGUGUAAGCUACACAUCCUUCUCUGACGUUACCCUUUCCAAGCCUCCCCUCAUCGGCAGAAUUAUAAUGAAGUUUAUUUCACAGUACAUGGUAUUCAUCAUCAUUAUUGCAGCCACUCUGGUCUUACUGCUGAUCGUCGUAUGCACCGUCAUAUUCACGAAGCUACGCAAGGGUUCGGCUUACUACCCGUCCUCUUUCCCCACAAAAAAGUACGUGGAUGAGCAGGACAAAAGGGGUUCCAGCAAGAACUUUGAGGAGGUCACUGGGAUGGUCAGUGGCGAGCCUAGAGAGGACACGGUCGACUCCACGGAGCAGCUGCAAAGCGACAUCCUCUCCGCGAACCACAACCUCAAAAAGAAGGCGCCAUCCAAGGGUGAGGAGAGGCAGGAGGUCGGUGCUUCAGGAAAGGGAGAGCCCAAUCAAGAGGAGGGCAAGGAGGGCAGGGACAGGACAGGUCUGGAGGCAGGAACCAAUGAGGAAGGCCAGAUGUCUGACAGCAACACUGCCAGAGAGCCUGAAAAGGACCGGAAUGAAAAAUCAGCAGAGCAGGAAGACAAGAAGGGAGGGAUUGAAGGAGCAGAGAAGGAGAAGGAUAAAAUGGAGUUGGAAACUGGAGUGGCCCUGGGCCACAGCUUGCAACAGCCGUCCAGCCAGGCUGCUGAUAAACCACAUUUUGAUGCAGAUGCAGCCUCAGACAAAGCAGGUGAAGCUGGUGGCCAGGAGCCAAAGGAAGUCAAGUUUGCUGAGCAGGGUGUAAGUGAAUCAUCCAGUGUUGCUGAUCAUUGCAAGGACCUCGAGGACACCCCACUGAUCUUGAAGCCCAGUGACACCGGGGCUCUCUAACCGACCAACCACAGGCCAAAUCAAUAUCAGAUUGACGCGAGGAUUACUUGAAUGUUGCCCACACAGAGAAUUUUCUCAGCUUAUAUCAAUGCCACUCAUUUUCAAGCAGAUGCUUUCAAAAACAUAUUUUUCAAUAGUAGAAUACGCAAGAGAAACUUUUUCAGGAAAAUAUAAACUGUGGAAAAAAAGCAAAGUUCUAUUACUUCUCUUAAUGUUACCCCACACCUGUAAGAUUAAACUUUGGUUCCCUCUAUAUCAAGAGGAAAAUAAUUAACAUAAAACUUGGAUAAUCUAAACUAUAUAAAUAGCGCUUACUUUAACCACCUUAAACAAUUGUGGGCUUGAUUAACAGAGAUGAUGCUUCAAAUUGGAAGAAUGUUCAGUCAGGUCACCCACAAGUCAAAACUCCAUUGUUAACUUAAACUUAGAAAUAUUUCAGUUGUGCUGCCACCAAUCUCCCUCAUUAUUAACUAAAUUUCAUCCAUCCAGCUUGAUACUUACAGCUAGCCGGUGGUGUAACGGCAUCUGCCUCGGACUUCGAAGUGAGUGGUCCUGGGUUCGAAUCCGGCCAUCUCCUUGCUCGUUUUCCAUCUGUGCUGGGUUGAGCAUCGAGCUAGCAACUCAGCCUCACAAAAAAACAGAAAAUGCUAAAGAAAUGGCAAACAUGCUGCCCAAUAAACCACAGGGUGCAGAGAGGAUCAACAACAAUAACUAGAUACUUGAAGCCAACUUUGAACCCCUGCUUCUGAGUCCACUGAACAUCUGGGCUCAGAAAGAAGCCCAACAGUUUCACGGCCCCUUCAAAUCUUCCUGCAAACUGGAAUUUAGUGAAUAAAGAUCUUCCUCGUCUCUCCAAAUUGUUCACGUAUCAGGUUAAGGGAACAGAUCCGUAGAUAAGGUCCAUUCAUAGAACUUCCAAAGAAGUCAUUUGUCAAAAAAGCAGCUAGAUAAUAUCAUUUCUCAAAAUCGAAGAACUGCUGGAUGUUUUAGCCUUGCAUCGGCAGGACCCAAAACUUAAAAUGAUUUUUUUUUAUCUAUCACAACAUUGGAUAAUUUAGUCCUAACACAAGUGCCCAUGGAUUGGAAAAGCUCAACUCAAAGAAUUCUUUUUUUUAAUUGAUUGUUCAGGCAGGAUCUGAACAAAAUUAAACAUAUAGUGACUAAUUGGGGUGAAGCUCCUUGAAGGAAACUUAAAGCUUGUCAGACUGAGUUGCAACAGCCAAUCAUAUAGCUUGAGCACAACUCUUUCAUUUUAGCGGUAACUUUAGCCAAGUGGUUUACAUUACUUGUAUAUUUUUUUAGUAAAACUAGACACCAUGUGACAAAUGCUCUGAAAUCUAGCGGAAUCCAAACAUGCUGGGUUCCUCAUGUGUGUGGAGUGAGCAAUUCAGAGUGUUUUCAGCUGCAGGGUGAACCCAGUGCCAGUACAAUUGAGGUGCUAUGGUGGUAGGCUUAAUCAGUAAUCACCUAUGCACUUCCUCACUUACUGCCCAUUACGCCGAUGGUGCUUGGGGUUGCAAUGACCAUACUGUCGCACACAGAUAUAGGAGCAUUCGUCAUUGCUGUUUUUGUAAUAAUUUUUGUUUGGCCAGUCUGGGUCGUUAACCCUGAGCUGAACCCCCGAUCUUGUAGGACCGGUGGACCACUCUUGGUCUGGCCUCUACCCUUUGACCUGUUUGGUGUGGGUGACCCUCAAAGCACAAAGCCCUGACUCCAGCCAACACAGCCCUCCAGGUCACUGAGGCACGCAAGCCUCCAAACCGUGGCAAGGUUGUGGUCCUCUUGGAAGGGAUCACCUAUUAGCAACCUGUAAGUCUGGGGAGUCAGCCACGACCACAAUCCAAUGGUUUCAUGGUCAGGAACUUUUUUUAAAAUUAUGUUUUGUAAGGCUGGCAAACUUCUGGGACAUUGGGCUCUUGUUCUGCUAUGGAGAGCUUGGCAUCAAGCUCUGAAAUGAGGAGUGCUGUCUGUGGUCCGAGUUAUAUUUUACUUUCCCCUUUCCCCAUACAGUCAUUAUGUGCUGUGCCGUAUGAUGUAGGCUGUGUCCCAUGACCAUGAUUGUUCUUGGCAAAUUUUUCCACAGACAUGGUUUGCCUUUGCCAUCUUCUGCCUUUACAAGAUGUGUGACCCCAGCUAUUGUCAAUACUCUUCAGGGACACCUGCUUCCAUGGCUUCACGUGACCCUGAUCGAGGGGCCAAGCAGGUCUUCACCUUGUCCGAGGGUGACCUGCAGGCUAGUGGGGGGAAGGAGCACCUUACGCCUCCUUUGGUAGAGACAUAUAGCCACCUUACCACCUGCAUAGAGCACUAUGGCACAAAAACAGGCCCUUCAGCCCAUCUAGUCUGUGCCAAACUGUUAUCCUGCCUAGUCCCAUUGACUCGCACCUAGACCAUAGCUCUCUAUACCUCUCCCAUUCAUGCGCUUAUCCUCAUUUCUCUUAAAUGUUGUAGUCAGACCCACACCCACCUCUUCCGCUGACAUCUCCUUCCACACUUGCACCUCUCUCUGACUGAAAAAGUUCCCUCUCAGGUUCCCCUUAAAGAUUUCACCUUUCACCCUUAAUCUAUCACCUCUAGCUCUGGUGUCACCCAACCAGAGUGGAAAAAGCUUGUUUUUAUUUGUCUUAUCUAUAACACUUGUAAUUUUGUAUACCUCUACAAAAUCUCCCCUCACUGCCCAGCCCAUGGGUGCUGCAGUCUUUGCCUCGUCCUUCCCAGGACAGCUCGUGCUGGGACAGCAUGCAAGUGCAGACCUGGAACAUCAGGGAAAGGAAAGCAAAGUGUAAAUAUUGGAAAUCUUGAGAUUCACAGCAUGUUGUCACUUUCAGAUUACAGUGGAGGGUGAGCUAGCUUUGCCCACUCUGGGCAGACGCCCUACUCCUGCCUUUAUUAUUCUGAAGGAAGCUCAUGCAGAUAAUCAGUACAGUUUACAUCCGUUUUGCCAUCUACAAUUACACUGGUCAUUUUUAAAACAGCGAAUGCCCCCUUCCAAUUUUGAUCAUUCUUCCACCGGCCUUCCGCCUCCUGUUCCCAGUGAUGCGCAGCCUCCAAGGGAUCUAUACUUGGAAUAACCCGGUGGGUGGUGGUGUGGUGUGACUGAGGGGCAGGAGGAGAAGAUAUGGAAGGGGUCACCUGCAGCGAGAGCUUUUCAGCCUUCUUCACCCCCACCCUCCCCCAAGAAACCAUUGAGCCUCUCACCCUCUCCACAGGGGGUGUCAAGUACUAAGUGUGUGAGGCUGUGGCGCAUUGAACUUUGUGACCCGCACACACCCUCCCAGGAUGUCCAACCCUAACUACACCUCCGUUGUCCUGCACUGAGGGUCUCACACAACACACAGAGCCGGUCAACAUGAACUUUUCUGUGUAAUGCUUUUUUUUUGUUGAGUUUUAAGGUCGAUGUAGUGGAACUUACUGCUGGCUAUAUGCAAUAAUAAAUCAUUUUUAAUAAAACAAGAGCUUUCCUUUCUUUUA
Mobula hypostoma (lesser devil ray) is the source of this 5092-nucleotide messenger RNA. It is a transcript of the gene tmem119b, whose product is annotated as transmembrane protein 119b. Bases 587 to 1621 code for a protein of 344 amino acids. Gene Ontology annotation, cellular component: plasma membrane. Gene Ontology annotation, biological process: positive regulation of bone mineralization; ossification; positive regulation of osteoblast differentiation. The record is from RefSeq and is a predicted model, not a curated record. Lineage: Eukaryota; Metazoa; Chordata; Chondrichthyes; Myliobatiformes; Myliobatidae. The transcript is spliced from 3 exons.